AGAGAGAUCUGGAUGAGUGGUGGUGAAGAGACGCAGAGUAAUCCCGUGGAGUGAAAACAGAAAGAGAUUCCUCGCAGCAGUGCAGCCCGGACAAUAGAGUUUUGGUCUCUCCCCCCACGAUUCCAGAGUGACCAAGUAAGUGGGUGCACAUCCUUGAUGUCACGCAAAACCCGGCUCCCCUUUUAGCUCGUGGUUUGGGGCGGAGUGGGGAUGCUCAGUGCGCUCUGGACGCACAGCAUGAACGAGGAGGAAAACAGCGGAGCGCACUAGUAGAGACUUUCCAAGAGUUAGCGGUAUGUUAACGGCGCGAGGAUGUGAGCUGAACUCGUGGUAGAAUGGCCCCUCAUCUUGCAUGGAUCUCUGAGGGAUGGCGGCUUUUCACCACCACCACCACCACCACUACACCCAUCACCAUCACCACCACCAGCAGCAGCAUCCGAGCGCGGACCUGCGCCGCCUCUUCCACCGGCUCACCAUCGCGUCCUCUCUGAGCAUCCUCUGCUUCUCCUUGGUCUACCUGUUCACUGGGUGCUGCGAGUCGGAUUUGAUAGAAAACGCUGACACCAAGUCCCCCGCGGGCGAAUUCCUCGUGUCGGGGUCGGGAUGGCCAUACGAAAGGAACGGAACCGGCGCUGCCAAGGAGGGCACAGCCGCGUUUGGAGAAGGCGCGCUCGGCAGCGGUCACCCCGGGCUGGAGUCCAACAACUCGGGGAAAGAGUGGACUGCCAUUCGUCGGCUACCCCAGGCUCUGAUAAUAGGGGUUAAAAAGGGAGGCACCAGGGCUCUCCUGGAGUUUCUACGACUCCAUCCGGACAUCCGUGCCCUGGGGUCCGAGCCGCACUUCUUUGACAGGCAUUACGCACGGGGACUGGACUGGUACAGGAGUAUGAUGCCCAAAGCCCUGGACGGCCAGAUUGUCAUGGAGAAGACACCUCGUUACUUUGUUACCGUGGAGACGCCAGCACGAGUCCAUGCCAUGUCGCAGGACGUGAAGCUGAUUGUGGUCGUUCGUGACCCCGUGACCCGAGCCAUAUCAGACUACACUCAGAUCAUCUCCAAGACCCCCGACAUCCCUCCCUUUGAGAACCUGGCCUUCAAGAACCGCACCACAGGUCAGAUUGACUCUCUCUGGAGCCCACUGUGGAUAGGCCUGUAUGCCCAGCACAUGGAGCGUUGGCUGGCCUGGUUCCCCAGGACUCAGAUCCAUCUGGUCAGUGGGGAGAGGCUCAUCUCAGACCCGGCCGGCGAACUGGGCAAAGUCCAAGACUUUCUUGGCCUCCAGAGAAUAGUCACAGACAAGCACUUCUACUUCAACAAAACAAAAGGCUUCCCCUGCCUGAAGAAGCCGGAGGGCAGCAGUAAACCCCACUGCCUGGGGAAGACCAAAGGGAGGACGCACGCCUCCAUCGACCCAGAGGUGAUGCAGAGGCUGAGGGAUUUCUACAAGCCACAUAACCAGCGCUUCUAUCAGAUGGCUGGACAGGACUUUGGAUGGCAGUGACCCUCCGACUGUCUGGGACUAGACGCUUCUGUUGGCACUUCACCAGAUGGAAGUCUGUGUGAAUCUGCCGUCUGAGACAGACGCAACAACUCAGAGUGCAGAAAAAGCAGCCAAUUAUCUGCUUCUGAGCAGCAGAGCGGCAUCUCACUGACUUGAUAAUGAAAAUUGUGUCACAGUCAUUCAACUCUACCAGUCAAUCAUGUUGUUAAGGCAGUCGUGUCAUUUCAUAUUGUAUACCGUAGAUGUUCAGUCCAGUUGGUCAAUAAGGUUUUUCUGUGGGAAGGUGGUCACGAGACAGUGGUUUGCUAUAGGUUGCGGCUCUAUAAAUGUGAGAACACAGUGUAGCUUUUUAGUGUCUCUGGUCUGCAGUUUAUUCCCAGUGCUCCAUAGGCUGCAGGCGCAAAAGGAAUGCUAGAAUUGACGCUUUCUCUCAUUCCCAAAUCUCCAUAACGUUUUUUCUUUUAACUGUCUGUUCUCCAGUCUCACUGGUUCAGAAUUUAAGAGCAAUCAACACUUACUGACCACCAUCCUGCAUACAUUGUUUCCGAAAAAAAUAAAGGGAAAAUGAAUCUUUUAUGUGGCAAGCAGCAGAGAGGUGAGCGAGAGAAUCUUUGUAUGAGCUCAGAUUUGACUGAGUGGUUUUGUAUUCUUGAAUAAUGAAUGUGGAUAAAUGGAUGGAGGGAAAUAGGGGUGGAUCACUCGGCUCUUUACACAUUUAUGUGCCGGGCAUAGGUUAGAAUCCCUCUGCAAAAUCAGCCAACUGUGCUGUACCGUGAGGGCAGAAAAGAGAUAAGCAAAUGAAUACAAGACCAGGUCAAACCAACGCGAAGAAGGUUCCACCGAUCAAUGGCCAGCAGCGUGGACGUGGUGUACGAAGUUUUCGCGCUUCUGCUUACAGGGUUGUCUGUUUUCAGUUUGCAUGUAUUUGCACUAGUUUGAAAGCAUAAAAAAUAAAGCUAUUUUUAAGCAAAGAUGUCUUUUUCCCUCACCGUUUCUUUGCUCAUUGUUUGCUGAUUGGAGUGCAGUAAAGAUUGGUACAAAUUGCUUUGCUCAAAGGUUGCAAGGAAUCUGGUGAAUAAUAAUAAAAUAAUAACUGGAUAAUUAUUAAACCA
This is a messenger RNA of Mugil cephalus (flathead mullet), 2613 nucleotides long. RefSeq names its product heparan sulfate (glucosamine) 3-O-sulfotransferase 3-like (gene hs3st3l). Lineage: Eukaryota; Metazoa; Chordata; Actinopteri; Mugiliformes; Mugilidae. Gene Ontology annotation, molecular function: [heparan sulfate]-glucosamine 3-sulfotransferase activity. The transcript has 3 exons. The coding region runs from base 368 to 1501 and encodes 377 amino acids. The record is from RefSeq and is a predicted model, not a curated record.